This is a messenger RNA of Candidozyma haemuli, 1131 nucleotides long. RefSeq lists its product as uncharacterized. The record is from RefSeq and is a predicted model, not a curated record. The transcript has a single exon. Gene Ontology annotation, cellular component: endoplasmic reticulum. Gene Ontology annotation, molecular function: adenyl-nucleotide exchange factor activity. NCBI's taxonomy places the organism in Eukaryota, Fungi, Ascomycota, Pichiomycetes, Serinales, Metschnikowiaceae. Bases 1 to 1131 code for a protein of 376 amino acids.
AUGAAUCUUCGUCUUGUGGCUGCUAUUGCCGCCUAUAUACUUCCCGUUUUCUCGCUGACCAUAUGUGCGUCAGAAAAUGACUGUUACCCGGAGAUCUUCGAGGCUACAAACGAAUGGCAAGCUGUUAGAGAAGGACAGCAUAUUCCAGCUGGAUUGCAUGUUCGGAUGAAUAUGGAGUCCAAUGAGAGGGAAGCUAAGUUGGUGGACCCUAAUGAAGGCGAAGGCGCUGAGUUGGUGGCGGUAGACAAUGGAGAAGAGGAGCAGGAGGCUCUUCAGCUGCAGAUCAGAGAGGCUCUCCAGAGAUAUAAAGAACAGCAUAAGGAGUAUAAGAGGAGUAAGGUGGACGAAGGCGAAUUGAGUGAUUUUGGGUCUGCUGUUGAAGAGGUGCUUGCAUUUGAUGCUGAUUUGGGUAGAGUGGAAAGAGCUCUAGAGACAUUGGUGGAGUUAUCCCACGAUAGAGAGUUUGGUGUUCGUCUUACACAGAAACCGGAGAUUUUUGAAAAGAUCCAUACGAUUGCGCUUGAGGUUGAUGAGCCGAAGAUUAAGGAAAUGUGUUACAGUGUGCUUGGAGCGUCGUUGAGGAAUAAUCCAGAAGCUGUGACCAAUGUGUUGCAGAACCAGCCUUCGCUUUUUGUGGAUACCCUUUUUGGCGUGCUUCGAGAGGAGGCCUCGACCGAUAAGCUUCAGAAACGUGUUUUGGGAGUUUUGCAGGGUCUUACUUCGAAUGCCAAGUUUGCCCAGCAGAGAGUUGGUGAUUUGGUUAAUGUGUUCCCAUCUUUGGGCAAACUGGCUAAAGAUAGAGUUGCUGUGAUCCUUGAGGACCUUCAAUUGACCGAAGGAACCGGCAAGGCCGAUGAAACGGUGUCAAACUACAUUCAGAAGCUCUUGUACGAUACGAAAGCCUUGUCUGAGUCUCAGCUUAAACAGUACUUCCGUACGCUUACGAGUCUUCAUGAAAAAGGUGUGCUCAAGCCCUCCAAGGAGUUCUUGAGCUGGCUUGCAGAAGAAGUGGAAACUAGAAAAGCUGCUGCUGGCGAAGCAGCUGAUUCAGCAUUUAACAAGUUCAUGCUUGAGGCUCGUCAUACCAUCUUUGGCAACCCCAACGCCGCUCGCAAGGCUGACGAGUUGUAA